AACUGACUUAACUACGUUCGCUACAUCAAAUGCGGCUUCCUUUCCUAUUUACUUCUUGAAGACAAAAUGGUGCAACGUUUAACUUUAAGAAGACGUCUGUCCUACAACACAAAAUCAAAUCGCAGACGUGUUGUACGCACACCCGGCGGUCGUUUGGUCUAUCAAUAUGUGAAGAAAAACAAGACCGUACCAAAGUGUGGCCAAUGUAAGGAGAAGUUGAAGGGCAUCAGACCAACACGUCCAUGCGAACGUUCUCGCCUGUCCAAGCGUCAAAAGACUGUCGCUAGAACUUAUGGUGGUGUCUUGUGUCACGGUUGCCUCAGAGAACGUAUCGUUCGUGCCUUCCUGAUCGAAGAACAAAAGAUCGUCAAAGCAUUGAAGAGUCAACGUGAACCAGUUAAGGCCGUUAAAGUUGUUGAGAAGAAGGUGACCAAGCCAACAAAGACUGCAGCUGGCAAACAAACUGGCAAAGCAGCUGCAAAGAAACCUGCCGCAAAAACAACUGGCAAAGCCAAAAAAUAAAAUUCAAACUCUAAAUUCACGCUUUAAUUUAAAAUAUUGAACGAAUAUCGUCGAGUUUGUUUUGUAUGCACAGUGUGCAUAUUUUUGUAUUGUAAACAAUUGGCAACAAAAACAAAAACGUUCAUAAAUAAUAAUUAAAAAUAAAAUUAA
Messenger RNA from Teleopsis dalmanni, 672 nucleotides. It is a transcript of the gene RpL34a, whose product is annotated as 60S ribosomal protein L34. Gene Ontology annotation, molecular function: structural constituent of ribosome. The coding region runs from base 67 to 522 and encodes 151 amino acids. NCBI's taxonomy places the organism in Eukaryota, Metazoa, Arthropoda, Insecta, Diptera, Diopsidae. Gene Ontology annotation, cellular component: ribosome. The transcript has 3 exons. The record is from RefSeq and is a predicted model, not a curated record. Gene Ontology annotation, biological process: translation.